Messenger RNA from Phoenix dactylifera (date palm), 1131 nucleotides. RefSeq names its product Putative cap-binding protein (gene NCBP). NCBI's taxonomy places the organism in Eukaryota, Viridiplantae, Streptophyta, Magnoliopsida, Arecales, Arecaceae. Gene Ontology annotation, biological process: translational initiation. Gene Ontology annotation, molecular function: translation initiation factor activity; RNA 7-methylguanosine cap binding. Gene Ontology annotation, cellular component: cytoplasm; eukaryotic translation initiation factor 4F complex. The record is from RefSeq and is a predicted model, not a curated record.
GAAGCCAAACCCCUUUGGUCGUCCAUCAUCCCGGCAACAACCUUGUGGUCUGCUGCUACCUCACCAUCCGCUAAUACAUUCUUUGCGGCUGCGCUGUUGUGUCUGAUCCUUUACUCUCACAUCCGAGAGAAGAUUGGGAUAAGGAAGGGAUAAUGGACUCUGCAGACAAGAAGGACGUCGAGAGCAAGGGUCCUGCCGUCCCUCCUCCCGCCGCUGCUGCGGAUGCCGCCGGAAUCGAGGUAGAAGACAGGGAGCGCCAAGCUCGCGAGCUCAAAGCCGGCCUCCAUCCCUUAAAGCACAAGUUUGUAUUUUGGUAUACACGUCGAACACCUGGAGUACGGACACAGAUAUCAUAUGAGGACAACAUCAAGAAGAUUGUUGAAUUCAGUACGGUUGAAGGAUUUUGGGUUUGCUAUUGUCAUCUGGCACGCCCUUCUUCUCUACCAAGUCCAACAGAUCUGCAUCUUUUCAAAGAGGGUAUUCGCCCUUUGUGGGAGGAUGCUGCCAAUUGUAAUGGGGGAAAGUGGAUAAUACGGUUCAAAAAGGCUGUUUCAGGUCGAUUCUGGGAAGACUUGGUGCUGGCAUUAGUGGGUGACCAACUUGAUUAUGGAGAUGAUGUUUGUGGUGCUGUGCUAAGCAUUCGCUUUAAUGAGGACAUCUUGAGCGUAUGGAACCGGAAUGCAUCAGACCACCAGGCUGUGAUGGCAUUAAGGGACUCGAUUAAGCGACACCUGAAGCUACCCCAUAGCUACCUAAUGGAGUACAAGGCACAUGAUGCUUCUCUACGUGAUAACUCCUCGUAUAGGAAUACUUGGUUGAGAGGAUAGACGUGGAUAUUCUUAAUCAUAAGCCUGUCCUGCAUCUUUAAAACAACUUUAGAGUAUAAUUCGUCUUUACUGGUACUGUUGAAACUGUUAGUUUUUUUUAAUGUAUUAAGUGGUGGAUUCUGAUGUGAGAGCUGUCACUGCAGAACGAAAAUACUCAUGCUGCCAGAAACAUGGCUAAAUGGUGGUAUGACAUGGUUUAAAGGGGAUAAUGUCAACAAUGAUACAAGGCUACAGCCAAACGCUGCUUGUAUUUUAUGUUGCAAAUUAUAGUCUUGGUUUAAAGGGGAUAAUGUCAACAAUACCA